GAGAUUGAAGCAGAGAUUGAAGCAGAUUGAAAAAGACAAUCCGGCUGGUCCGAUCUACCCCUACUGGAAACUCCUGGAGCUGACAUGUGGCCUGACUUCAAGACUCAAAGAAGUUGUAGCACAGCCCAUUGACACUUUAGGAGCUUUCACCGGUGCCUUCCUGGGCGUUCAGUGGGAGAGACGGCCAUCCACCACGCCCACCUCGCCCUCCGCAGCACCGCGGAGCGCUGGGGCUCGGCAGUUUGUGGGCCGCCCGCGGGGCAGCAGCGAAGCACCGGCAAAAAGGCAGGCGCUGAUCUCUGGCACGGGCGAGGCUUUGGCUACAGUUUUGGUCAGUGAGAUGGGGGACAAGACCUUUUUCCUGACAAUGAUCCUAGCGAUGCGCAAGAGUCGCAGGCUAGCGCUGUUGGCUUCGCAGAGCGCGCUCUGGAUCAUGAUGUUGAUCUCCACCUCGAUUGGCGUCAUGCUUCGCAGGCUGACGCUCACGGUGGGGGACGCCGUGAUCAUGCGCGUUGGCGCAGCCGUGUUGAUGAUUUUCUUUGGCCUCCAGUCCUUUUGGGAGCUUUCCUCAGGCGCAGCAGGGAAUGGGGGGUCAGGUCUUUUGUGGCCAAGGGGACUGCAGUGUGACUACAGAUGGACUGGUCAUUGUACACAUGGUGUUUUGACAUAUGAUCAAGAUAUCGCGUGA
This is a messenger RNA of Cladocopium goreaui, 688 nucleotides long. Lineage: Eukaryota; Dinophyceae; Suessiales; Symbiodiniaceae. The record is from the annotation of a GenBank genome assembly.